UUACAGUGCCAAUCUCUCCUCACAAGCAUAAGAAGUCGCAGGAGCAACUUAAACAAGAAAUACAUCGUCGAGUAAUUUUUGUAGAUAACAUUUCCUCCUCCGGUUUGGAAGCACUAGAAAAAACGAAAAAAAGGAACGGUUGUUUCCGGCUAGCGGCUUACUCUUUUUAUUUAACAAUUUUAAUAACUCUGACUUCUUCAUAUGGAUUUUUUACAAUGGCUAAGGGAAGAGCCUAUUGGGGUCGAUUAGAAGUGGGAAGACUACUUCGUGACCAAAAACGGCAAGCGAGCAAACUCAAAAUUAGAGAAAAAAGGCUAGAAAUUGUUAACAAGAAAUUGACUACCAAGAAAGAAAACAUUGAGGCUGUUGAGAGAAAAUUGCAGCAAGAAGAAAAAAGAAUAAGUGAAUUCGCUAAUCAAUUAUUCCGAAAAGAGGAAUUAUUUACUCAACAGUUAGCAAUAAGUUCUCAAAAAGAAAAAACUAUCCGCACCGAAAUGGAAAAGGUUAAGGAAAUAAAAGAGCGGGUCAUGGGUGAACUGGAAGGAAUAAUCCCUCUGAGUAAAGAAGAAGCCAAAAAAGACCUUUUAACCUUAUUAAGAACCGAAGUGGAUCGUGAAUUAGAGAGAUAUAAGGAAGAAAAAAUCAGGCAGAGCGAAAGAAUUGCCAAAGAAGAAAGUGCAAAAAUUAUUUGUCUGGCUCUGGAAAAAUGCAGCUCAGAGUUGGUUUUCACUAAAACCACGGACACUUUACAAGUAGAGAGCCCUCAAAUAAUCAGUAAAAUAAUCGGCAAAGAUGGAAGAAAUAUCAAUGCUUUUCAGCGAAUUACUCGCACCGAGUUGAUUAUUGACAAAGAAAGCGACGAAUUGACUAUUCAAAUUUCUUCUUUUCAAUAUUUACUGAGAUUCAUGGCUCUGCUAACUCUCCAAUCUUUAAUUAAGGAGGGACGCUUUUCUCCGCUUCAAAUUGAAAAGACUUAUCAAAAAGUGGUUUCUGAAACUCAAGAACUUAUUGUUAAAACUGGGACCGAGGUCGUGGAAGAGUUGGAAUUAAGUAAUGUUCACCCCGAAUUAAUUAAGCAUUUAGGAAAAUUAAAAUUCCGCACUAGUUACGGUCAAAAUGUGCUGGAACAUUGCCUAGAAGUAGCCAAAUUAGCCGGCAGCAUUGCAGCAGAGUUAGAUUUAGAUGUUCUUUUGGCCCGACGAGCCGGGCUUUUACACGAUAUUGGAAAAGCAGUAGAAGACGAGGGAGACUAUUCUCAUGUUCGCAGCGGCAUAA
This is a messenger RNA of Racocetra persica, 1275 nucleotides long. NCBI's taxonomy places the organism in Eukaryota, Fungi, Glomeromycota, Glomeromycetes, Diversisporales, Gigasporaceae. The record is from the annotation of a GenBank genome assembly.